Notothenia coriiceps (black rockcod) is the source of this 3599-nucleotide messenger RNA. RefSeq names its product partitioning defective 3 homolog. Gene Ontology annotation, biological process: intracellular protein localization; cell adhesion; microtubule cytoskeleton organization. Gene Ontology annotation, cellular component: apical plasma membrane; apical junction complex; cell cortex. Lineage: Eukaryota; Metazoa; Chordata; Actinopteri; Perciformes; Nototheniidae. The transcript is spliced from 2 exons. The coding region runs from base 22 to 489 and encodes 155 amino acids. Gene Ontology annotation, molecular function: phosphatidylinositol binding. The record is from RefSeq and is a predicted model, not a curated record.
UCGGUGUCCGUGGAGGUCCAGAUGCAGAGGCAGAGACAGGAGGAGAGAGACUCGUUCGCCCAGGCGCAGAGACAGUACAGCUCCCUGCCACGGCAACCCAGGAAGAACCCCAGCACCGUCUCCCAGGACUCGUGGGACAAAGCCUACCCUCCUGGCGAAGUCUUCCAGACGGCAAAGGACAACCCACGGUACUCGAGCUACCAGGGAUCCAGGAACGGCUACCCUGGGGGGGGUGGCGUCAACGCACGCGUCCUUCUGGAGGCCCAGGAGCUCCUGAGGCAGGAACAGAGGCGGCGAGAGCAGGAAGCCAAAGGGAAGUUAAUGCAGGAGAGCAUCGUUAGCAGCAGCUAUGAAGGAUACCCCUCAGCACACCUGAAGGACCCAGCCUCCCCCAAGGGCCCGUACCGCCAUGAUGUGCCGCCCUCACCUUCGCAGUUAGCAAGGCUUAAUAGAAUCGGUUCAGAAAAAGGAAGGCUUUUUUAUUCUUGAGGAGUAUUCUUGGACUAAUGGACGAAAUGCUGAUCAGAGAACUUGCUACAGGAGCUAAGGGGAUUACCUUGAAGGAACAGCAGCUACAAAAAGGGACAACCUAGAGGUCUUAUAGCCUAGCGAUGAUCUUAGAGGUAAACAGAUGUGUGCUCAGUAUGUGGGUGUUCGUGUUAAAUCCCUCACUGUGCCGAUGACCUAAACCCGUCAGUCAGUCAGUCAGCCUCCUACAGACGCUCAGUGCCUUCUCUGCAUUCACAAACACAAUGCAUGUUCACAUUUGUCCAGGACUCUGAUUCAUCGAGGUCUGGCAGCACCGUGUUCUGACAAUCAAAUGGGCAGACAGGCGAGGGAGUGGGCGUUCUUCUGAGCCCAUGGCGAGGCGUUACCUUCUGUGGGUUUAUGUGUGGGCAUGUGACAACUUACAUGUUUCACCAUCAAGAACGUGCGUCGUGGCUUUUCAAAGCGUCCCGUGGACGACUCGUCCCGUCGGUCACAAAUCACGUUCCAUUCAUUUCUUUUAACGCUCAACCCGCACCGAUACUUGUCCUCCGCAUUCUGUUUGCUCGACUCCUCAGCGAUCGAGCAUCUCUCACUCGAGUGCUCCCCGGGGAGAAGAGGAAACAAGGCAAAGUGUAUGAAAAAAGGAGGGCACAGUAUGUGUGUGUGUGUUAUUAAUAAAAAGCCCCCCUCAUAAAUGAUUCAUACCGUGUGUUAUCUCCGUGGAGGAGACCCAGGCUGAGGGUAGACAGCUCUGAUCCUCUGCCUGGCCCCCCUGCUCCGCUCUGGGCUUGCUUGCUGGCCCGCCUGCCUCUCUGUCUGGAUCUCUGGCUUGCUUUCCUCCUCUUGUCGCCUUUCGGUUUGUUACCUUUCUUUCUUCUACCACCUCAACACCCCCACCUUUAUCCUCCUCUCCUCUUUCGCUCAUUCCCCACCUUCCUCUCAUAUCACCCGUCCCCUCCCCCUCCCUCCCACCACCCUCCUCCUCCUCCUCCCCCCUCCUCCCCACGUCUCCCGAGUCAGGCUCUGCACUGAAUUUUUCAUCACAAGCCACCUGCUGCCUGCCAGAGCCAGCGAGCGCUGCCACCAGAGGAACCGACAGAGGGCCCGGCUUCUGACAUAAAGGGAGGAAUAAAAGCAGCAGCAAAAAAAAGAAAUCCAGAAUAAAGAUGGGUAGCGAGACAAUAAGCCUGCCAGUGUGAGAUUAGCUGGAGCUUAUCUCCUGUUUUUUAACAAAAGGGUAGUGAAAUUGUCCUCAGGAGUUAAUUGCGUUCAAUUGCUGUAAUUGCUUUCUGUAUUUUUACCUUUUUAAGCAUUUAGCCGACACUCUUCUCCCAAAAAUUACUAGAACUGCUUUCUUCCAGACAUUUUAAAAGAAAGAAAGAGAGGCAAUAAAGAUUAGAAUCCUACCUAUGUUUUUUUUCGCCGCGUGUCAACCUAAAACCGAGGUUUAGUAACUUAAUCGAAGGGCUAAUUAGCCCGCCAGAACAUUGCUAGCAGUCACAAUAGCUCUCUGAAUUGGCUAGCUUGCUAACUGUCAGUCAGCGGUCAGUUACCUUUGUCACUGACAGCACAGUAGGCUCUCACUGCUAAAUAAGUAUUUGGAUGCAUCAACUUCUGUGUAGUUAUCAUUCCUAUUUUGUGGAGCAGUUGAUGCUACAGAGAGUUGUACAAAAAUCACAGCCAGGUAGCAUAAUUAGCUUCCUCCUUUUAAAAAGAAUUGCGUGGUAAUAGCUCAACCUGCGGUGCCAAAGUUUCACACAGAUUUAAUUGCCUGGAAGAUUUGAUAAAUGCUGUCUUGACUGGGCCUAAAACAGGACACUUCUAAGAGACAAUGCUAUGUUUGGAAUCUGCUUUAUGCUAUGAGGACCACAAAUGAAAUGUUAACUAACCUCCACUUUAAUAGGGUCGAGACAAUCUAAAAAAAAAAUUGAAAAACGAUCUGAAUUUCUGUUCUUUGGGUUAAACCAGUUACUUUUUAAUUCUGAUUCACGCUAGCCCACUGUGUGCUGUAGUUUGAAUUCAGAAAAAAAAAACAUGGGAAUUGAUGACACACGCUUUAAAAUCCCUGCCACCAUCCCACCACUUUAAUUGUUGCAGUAGGUGGCAACCGAUUCUCUGAGUCUGAACCUUCCCCGCAUUGAAGUCCCUAAUGUUUGUGACAUUAUUCUCUCUGCCUGUGAGCAGACAAAUGAGAUCGAGCUGAGGUGAAACUUAAAACAAAAGGGAAAUACAAAACAAAAAAAAGACGGCCAUCAUCAAGCUGUGGGAAACAAACAGGCGGUGUCUAAUUGCCCUUCACUCCUACACUCCCUAUGCAGAGCGAAGCCGCAUGACAUGCAUUAUCUCCUAUUGGUUAAUGAAGCCCCUUGCUGGGAAAGCUACAGGGCUGAGUAGGGGUACUAAAUGAAAGUAAGAAGAUGAAGAACAAAUUACCUUAAUGGCAUUUUCCGGUGUUUAAACCUGUAUUUUAACCCGAGGAAAGUUAUAAGCUAAACUAACAAAUCCUUUCUGCAUAUGUAUGUUUUUAGGUAAGAUGACACGAACGCAAUAUGGGGCUGAUGAAAACUGUAACCAAAUAAUAAAAGCAGUGUAGUUGAGGGUAAAACAUAUCUCCACUCAGAAAAAGUGCUGUGAACACUCGGGGCGUCUCGAUGGCAGAAGCACCUUUCGAAGGAUUUUUUGCUCAAAACGUCACAAACCACGGGGCGUGAUAUCGAUAAGUGCCUGAUAUAUAUCACGAUAUUUUACACAAAGAGGGACACGAUGUGAUUUGUUUGUCAGUGACACUACAGUGUGAUUUUUAGACAUUUUUAAUAUCAUAUGAUAAUGUGUCAUUCGAUGGGGUACUCCUUCCUGAAGCUUUUUUUUUUAUUUUAUGUACGAGAGCCAACACUUUAGGAGCGGUUAUCAGUGUAUUUGUAUCCCGUUUGACAUUGCCUUCAACCAUGCUGUAACAUGACGUGUUUUAAAGUAUAAAAAGAAAAUGGACGCUGAUGAUGUGCAAUUGUUUUUGCGAACUUUUACAUGAUAUAUUAUGAAAUGUAUGCAGCCACUUUUUUCCUGUACAUAUCAAAUUUAGAAUAAAACGGAAGGCUGUUCCAUCCUGUUUA